ACGAUUCCAAUUGUCGGCUUGCCGGGGAUACCACGUGACUCGAAAUGGCGACGUGCAGCGUUAAGUUGGAAGAGUGCGAAGUCUGUGGAGGAAGCAGUGCGAAGUACACGUGUCCUAAAUGUGAGGUUAGAACAUGCUGUCUGGACUGCGUAAAGAUACACAAGAAAGAAUUGGAUUGUGAUGGAAUACGCGACAAGACUAAAUUCGUACCUCUGAAAGCAUUCACAGAUCUCGACGUAUUGAGCGAUUAUCGAUUACUUGAGGAGGUCGGUAGAUCUGUAGAUUCAUUUCAGAGAGAUCCUUCCAAGAGAUAUACAAGACUAGGUAAUCUGCCAGUGCAUUUGCAUAAAUUGAAGACAGCUGUCCAUCACAGGAAUACAAAAUUGGAAUUCUUACCUCAAAACUUUAGCAGACAUAAAAUCAAUACAACAUAUUAUAAAUGGAAAACAAAUGAAUUAUUUUGGAGAAUUGAAUGGAUUUUUCCGCAAGCAGAGAAUAUGAAGCAUGAUGAUAAUCGUGUCCUGGAAACGGAGAGAUUAUCUACGAUACUAGGUAGAGUUUUAGAUCCUUUGACAGUAGAAACCGAAGGAAAUGAGAGUAUCGAAGUGAUAAAUUUGAAGAUAGCGUACAGAGAAAAAUUACAGUAUUACCGAGCAGCUGGUCUUAGCAAUAUCAAAGUUCUUCUAAAAGCUGAGAAAGUGAAGAGAUGUGAUUCAAGGUUUCACGAGCUGGACCUAACUGAAACACUGAAAGAAAAUCUCGAAAAGAAAACUAUCAUAGAAUUUCCGGUUUUCUAUGUGAUACUAAAAGAUCAUUCAGAUAUGUACGAUAUUGUAGACACUGAUGAAGAAGAAGAGACAACAGAGGCUGAACAUACAAGAGGAAACCUCAAAAGAAAACAUACGAAUAAUCAGAGAGUUAAAAAGAAGAAUGAAGGAGUUCCAGUAAACUUUUUCUUUGACAAUGAUUUAACGGAUUCAGAAAAUGAAAAUAUGGAAAUGGUUUAAGAAAAUGAAACGUGCUCAAAUUUGCAAAAUCGUUAGAAGGUUAUCAUAUUACUGAGAUAACUUAGGGUUUUAAAG
Diprion similis is the source of this 1082-nucleotide messenger RNA. Its product is annotated as box C/D snoRNA protein 1. The transcript has 7 exons. The coding region runs from base 45 to 1007 and encodes 320 amino acids. Lineage: Eukaryota; Metazoa; Arthropoda; Insecta; Hymenoptera; Diprionidae. Gene Ontology annotation, biological process: box C/D snoRNP assembly; maturation of LSU-rRNA from tricistronic rRNA transcript (SSU-rRNA, 5.8S rRNA, LSU-rRNA); snoRNA localization. The record is from RefSeq and is a predicted model, not a curated record. Gene Ontology annotation, cellular component: nucleus; pre-snoRNP complex.